Rhinichthys klamathensis goyatoka is the source of this 929-nucleotide messenger RNA. RefSeq names its product artemin. The record is from RefSeq and is a predicted model, not a curated record. Bases 1 to 627 code for a protein of 208 amino acids. The transcript is spliced from 4 exons. Gene Ontology annotation, molecular function: glial cell-derived neurotrophic factor receptor binding; growth factor activity; receptor tyrosine kinase binding. Lineage: Eukaryota; Metazoa; Chordata; Actinopteri; Cypriniformes; Leuciscidae.
AUGGUGAGCCGCUCACUUAAAGAAAUACCAGUGGCUUUCCAAACAUUACAUCUAGUUGCCUCUAAUCCUAGCCACGAGUCCAGAAGGAAAACCAGGCGAAUAGAAAAGAAGAACGAUGCGUUCACUACUGAAGAUCACCGUUCUGCUGUUUUGCGUUCAAGCGGGAGAAGGACACUGGCUAAGAACGCUCCUGGUUCUGUCAACCACGAGUAUUUAUGUUUCGCUCUUUCUUUUUCAGACACGGACCUCCGUGACGAAGAGAGAAGAGGAGGUGAUGGUGAGGAAAAGGAGGGUUCGGGGAGGGCGAUUCGGUCGCCCCGCAGCACUGAGUCCCCGUGUGCUCUGCACUCCAUCCUGCUGCAGGUGCGGGACCUCGGGCUGGGAUACGACUCGGAUGAGACGGUGCUGUUUAAAUACUGCAGCGGGACCUGCCCUCGCCUCGCCUCCAACCACGACCUCACGCUCACCAACCUCCUGCAGAGCGGCACCCUUCAAUACACCGGCCACUGGCACCAUCAGCCCUGCUGCCGCCCCACACACCACGAGGACAUAGCCUUCCUCGACAACCUCCAUCGCUGGCACAAAGUGGAGAAACUCUCCGCCGCUGCAUGUGUGUGUAUGGGGUAGAGACUGCCCAAAUCUGGCUUCUGUCUGCUUAUCCUAUUGGUUUAGAGACUGUACAAAUAGCGCCUUGAAUUUAAAUAAAAGGCUGUUUAAGGUACGUUAAUUCAGGAAGAAAUGACAUGUAUGUGCUGAAAUGUAUUAAGUUGUAUAGGUUGCUUUCUCUGAUGACAUGGCUUAUUCGGCUAUAAUUGCGUCUAAACGUUUCGUUUUGGUUAAUGGCAACACAAUGGCGUGUUUGAAUGGUCAAGACUGAUUCCAUCCGAACCAAAAAUGUAAGAUAUUUAUGUGCUUAUAAAUUAUUUAUU